AUGCAUAUCAUCAAGCCGGUCUGGCUCACCCAUGGAGGUGAACGCAAAGACUUCGAAGUUUACAGCUGCGAUGUCUCGCCAGAUGGAAAGCGACUAGUCACAGCUGCUGGAGGUGAGCUCAAUCCCUCCUCGUUUGCGCCGGAAGGCCUCCAGAAAAUGCCUGCGCUGUUUAGGGGAAACGUCACUGACACCAUGAAUUUUGAUACCCAGAUGGAUAUGUGCGAAUCUGGUCAACGGAGGCCAUUUACGGCACCGGAACUGCUGAACUCGAGGGCAAGCCAAAGCAACUGGCCUCCAUGA
Molecule: messenger RNA, 300 nt
Organism: Penicillium bovifimosum
Lineage: Eukaryota; Fungi; Ascomycota; Eurotiomycetes; Eurotiales; Aspergillaceae
Product: histone transcription regulator slm9
Exons: 2
Coding region: 1-300 (99 amino acids)
Source: RefSeq, a predicted model, not a curated record